GUGAGCUACAGUAACAUGGAGCUGCAGACACCAGUUAGCGGUGGCGUCGGCAUACUUCACAGAGUCAAAGACGGGAAGCAUCACUAUGAAGUGGACACUGUUUUUAAUGAGAACAGACAGUUCUUCACGAGACAAGGAGAUCAGCUCUUGAAGAUUAAUGACUUGGACAUGCAAGAUUUAACUCCAAGAGAGUUUGCAGAGCUGUUGUCUUCAGGCAAUCCUAUGCUGAGAAUCCACCAUGCUGGGGUGGAGCAUCCUAAGAAAGCUCCUGAGAAAACAGGAGACUUCUGGUCUGUGUUUAAGGAGGACACAGUCCUGACCUUCUCCAUGGACAUGGCCGUGGAGCCAGACUUGCAGGGAGAGAGCGAUGGCUGUGACCAGGAUGAGCUGGAGGUUGGUCUGCUGGUGGAGCUGUUGGGCCCCUGCGUGGAGAUGGUGUUGGGCCGGGGGGGUGGACACGGCGAGAGCUGCCAGGACUGUGUAGUAGUGAUGUCCAAGGCUGCCCGGGUUGAAGCUGUCCUGCCCUGUUUUAAAAGAACAAAAGAGGAGCAGACAGAGGCCAUCAAGAAUGCAUUCACUGAGGGGAAAGUGGAAGAUAACAUGUUUCUAAGUUACAGAACAACCAAGGCCAGUUUGACGACUACAAAAAAAAAGAUCACCAUUUACUACUACAGGCCCAGGCCAACUGAUGAACAACAUAAGGGAAGGCCAGUUGUGUUGAACUUCACGGGCACUAAGAAGUUCCUGCAAUGCUCCAGAACUGAUGAUGGUGUACAUUUGAGUGUUGUGGAAUGUGAGAAGGACUUGGAGUCUAUCUGUAUCAGCGAUCAGGAGAUGGCGUUUGUCUUCUUCAUGAAAGAGGAGAGAAGUGAUGUGCGAACUUUCGAGUCAGCAAAUUGUGAGGGGAGGUUUAUUGAGGCCACUUCCCCCAGAACAGUGGACGCAGUGGACGCAGUGGAUAAAGCAGCCUCACACUACUUCUCCUUUUAAUACAGCUGAAAUACUAAAACAUUUGCUAUAUGAAAUAAAACAUUUACAUGUAGUUGCCUGUCACCGCUGAUUUGUACAGUUUACAACAUCAUCUUACUUUCAUCUUAUUUCAUUUUAGCACUUAAUUAAGUCACCAGUCCGAAACAGGAAUAAGCUUCAUAGCAUUGAAAACAUUUAUUUAUGGAUGUAUGCAGCAUUUUAAACUUCGGACAUAUUUUAGAUCACAAACACAUUAUUGUUAUAUUACCUUCAUAGAUUACUCUCAUUUUUCAUAUCUUACUUUCAUUUCAUUAUUUCACAGUGUAUUUGACCAUGUGUUUUUAUUCAAA
This is a messenger RNA of Sardina pilchardus (European sardine), 1319 nucleotides long. RefSeq lists its product as uncharacterized. Gene Ontology annotation, biological process: immune response; cellular response to lipopolysaccharide; neutrophil activation. Lineage: Eukaryota; Metazoa; Chordata; Actinopteri; Clupeiformes; Clupeidae. Bases 16 to 990 code for a protein of 324 amino acids. Gene Ontology annotation, molecular function: cytokine activity. The record is from RefSeq and is a predicted model, not a curated record. The transcript is spliced from 7 exons.